CGCCUCCUCUGAUAAACUGGUGUCACAAAAGGGGCGAGGCUGGGUGAGCUCUAAAUAUUUUGUUGUUCUCUAGCUCUAGCUCUGUUCUACUAGACUAGAUCUAUAGUUCUAUGCUGUGCUGGUCUUUUCAAGCUAUGUCCACCAAGCUACCCAUUAUGUAAUGGAUGCUCCCAUUGAACCAUCACCUCGUUCCGGUACAUUCUCUACUGCAGCUGAUGGACGCCAUUACUAUUGGAGGGGGAAGGGUCCAGGACGAGGGUCUAACAUCAUUGCUGUGUAUGAUCCAAGCACUGAGCUGUGGAGCCUCUUGCCCACCACUGGAACUCUACCCCCUGGAAAGUUUGGUGGUUGCUCUGUUUGUGUAGGUCGUUGCCUGUACACCUUCGGUGGUUCGGAUGGGUCUUCUUACGUCAAUGACAUGAGCAAGCUUGAUCUGGACACUCUCCAGUGGACCAAAAUCAAAACCUCUGGUAGUCAGCCUAUGAAAAAGGCUUACUGUGGACUUGUCUGUGUGAAUGAGAGAACUCUGUGCUGCAUUGGAGGAUACGGUAUUGAGGGCACCACACAACCAGGAUCAACAUUCACCAGACACACUGAUGGACGUGGAUGGACAAAUGAGUUUCACUUCUUCAAUGUUGAAAAUGGUGUCUGGUCAUCCCCUGAGCUCAGAGGAGAGAGACCUCCUCCCUGUAGUGGCUUCACCUUCACCAUGGUGGACAAACACAGGGCAGUCCUCUUUGGAGGGCGCCAACCUGGCUGUGAUUGUAGAGUCAAUGAUGUCUACCUAUUUAAUUUGAGGGACAUGGAGGUCACUAAGGUGAAGCCAGUACAGGAAGAGCCAUGGCCAGUGGGGAGGUCACUCCAUGCUGCCUGUUGUCUCAACUAUGACCAGGACCACCCUCAACUACUGAUGUAUGGACGACUGGAUAAUGACGACAAGACACUGGGGGACAUGUGGACACUGGAUGCGGACACUGGCAAGUGGACAGAGGUGACACCUCCUGAGUCAAUGACACCACGUUACCUCCACUCCAUCACUGCCACCAGUCUGGGACCAGGACUCACUGAGGUCCUCGUGUUUGGAGGCCGUCGGGAGUGGAGUGGAGAUAACAUUGCAGAGACCACCAUACUGAGAUUUGAGUUGACUGGACCCUCAGUGUCUGUUGCUGGACCCUCGGCUGGGAAGUGGGCUCUCGUGGAUGUGGCCCACAACGACACUAGAGGCUCCGCCCAGCGACUGAGUGAGAAGAGGAUCAGACAAGCAACUGCUCGUGCCUCAUCAGUCAGUGAGACCAGCGACCACUCCUCUCAAGACCGGAUUAGAGUUCUGGAACAACAGUUACGAGCAGCAGAGCAGAGAGAGCACGAUACACAACGUCGCCACCAACUACAGUUGGAAGAAAAGGAUCGAGAAUUGGCCACUAAAGAUCUUGAAUUGGCUACACAAGCUGGAGAAUUGGUAACGAAAGAUCUUGAAUUGACCGAAGCCAACCGUCGCCAUGAAGAUGCCGAGGAAAGAGCGCAACUGGCAGAGCAAAGAGAGCAAGCGACUCAAAAUCGCUCUGAACAAUUGUUGCAAGAAAAGGAUCGGGUAUUGGUGAUAAAAGAACGAGAAUCAUAUGAUGCCAACCAUCGCCGUGCAGAUGCUGAGAGGAGAGUCCAGGAGCUGAUUGCUGAAAUCGAACGACUUCAAGAAAGCCUCCAAGAGCUUACUGCUGAAAAUGGGAGGUUAAACAGGAGAGCCCAGCUGGCAGAGGAGCGAGCAGAGGGUCUGGAGACUCAGUGGGUGGUCCAUCGCGAGGAUAUCACAAUGACAGAGAGACAGCUCGGUGGAGGAGGAUGGGGGGUCGUCAAAGUGGCCAAGUUCCGAGGAAUCGAGGUGGCAGCCAAGACACUGUACGAGCAGCUCACUUCCGUGUAUUAUCGACGCAUGUUUAUUCGUGAGAUGAACAUGGCGGCUCGUCUGCGACACCCACACCUGGUCCAGUUCAUAGGAGCCACGCUGGAGGGGGAGAUGAUCAUCCUGACAGAGCUCAUGGCCACCAGUCUGAGGAGGGUGCUGGAGGGAGGUCGUAUCUCACGUGAACACAUCCUCUCCAUCUCUGUGCAGGUCUGUCAAGCCCUCAACUAUCUCCACCUCAUGCAGCCAGACCCAGUGAUCCAUCGUGACAUCAGCAGUGCAAACGUCCUCCUCAACCCUCUACCCAAUGGCCGCUGGAGUACAAAGGUCACAGACUACGGCUCAGUGAACACCCUGCGGAUGUUAAACACUGUCAAUCCAGGGAGUCCUGUAUACGCUGCCCCUGAGGCCGAUAACCCGUCGCUCCAGUCAACCAAGAUGGACAUGUUCAGUCUGGGGGUGCUCCUGAUCGAGAUGUGUUCUGGCCAGUUUCCGAGCCAGGAAGAACGCGAGAGCUUAUUCCUCACCAUCCAAGACCGUCAGUUCUCUGACAUCAUCAGUCGCUGUAUCGAUAGAGAGAGAGACAAUCGACCAACCGCUCGACAACUGUUGAAUGAACUACAGUAGAACUGCACUAGAUAGAUAGUUUUGUUCAUCUACUAAAUUGGAGUUUUUUUUUUACGUUGUUGUAUUAUAAUUAUCUCAAAUUAUGUGUUUUUGUCAUUGUUUUAGCCAAGGCAUAAAUUGAUAUUGAUUGAGAAGAGACAA
Messenger RNA from Halichondria panicea, 2668 nucleotides. RefSeq lists its product as uncharacterized. Gene Ontology annotation, biological process: protein phosphorylation. Bases 161 to 2527 code for a protein of 788 amino acids. The transcript is spliced from 6 exons. Gene Ontology annotation, molecular function: ATP binding; protein binding; protein kinase activity. Lineage: Eukaryota; Metazoa; Porifera; Demospongiae; Suberitida; Halichondriidae. The record is from RefSeq and is a predicted model, not a curated record.